UCGAGCACUCUAAAGUUCUCGCUCUCUCUCUCUGAGUUAACUUUAUGCCAUUAACGAGAACCACACAAGAACAAACUACCAAAUAACUAUUCUCCUUUCCCGGAGGAUUUACCUCCGUCUUCGUAACGGACCCAAUAAUUCCGGCGACAGAUUCUCUCUCUCGCCUCUUCCCUCUAAUUCAUAAUUAUGCUUCCUGUCUCAAAUCCUUCAAGUCCUGAACGUCUCCUCAAGAAAUCCAGAACCCCCGACACCACCACCACCACCAUUGAUCGGAAAAACUCCUUCAACUCGCUCAACUCGGUCGGAAACUCGGCCGUUAACCGCUCUUCCUUCAUCCCAACCUCCCGGAGCCACUGCACAUGGCUCAUCCUCUCUCUCCUCUCUCUCCAGCUCCUCCUCUUCCUCACUCUCCGAUCCAUCCCUUUCCCUCACCGUCGCUCUCCUGAAAACUUCCCUUCCCCCGCCGCCGCAGCCUCCAACCAUCCUCUCUCCACCCGAAUCCGACCCGAAUCCGACGACUCCAAGCGAUGCGAUUCGGGUCGGGUUUUCGUCUACGACAUGCCCAAGAUCUUCAACGAAGUGAUUCUCCAACAGUGCGACAAUCUCAAUCCUUGGAGCUCUCGCUGCGACGCGCUUUCCAACGACGGAUUCGGCAAAGAAGCGACGUCGUUGAAAGGCGUGAUCCCUGACGAUUUGGUUCCCUCUUGGUUCUGGACUGACCAAUUCGUAUCGGAGAUCAUUUUCCAUAACCGGAUUCUUAACCACCCGUGCCGGACUUUGGAUCCCGGUUCCGCUACGGCGUUCUACAUCCCGUUCUACGCUGGACUCGCCGUCGGUCAAUAUCUCUGGUCCAAUUACGCGGCGACUGAUCGUGACCGUCAUUGCAAAAUGAUGACCGAGUGGGUCCGGGAACAACCUUAUUGGAAUAGAUCCAACGGCUGGGAUCAUUUCAUUACCAUGGGUCGCAUCACAUGGGAUUUUCGCAGGUCUAAAGACGACGAUUGGGGAUCUAACUGUAUCUACACUCCGGGGAUGCGUAACAUCACUCGUCUUCUCAUUGAGCGAAACUCUUGGGACCAUUUUGACGUCGGUGUACCUUACCCCACUGGAUUCCACCCUCGAUCGGACUCCGAUGUUGUUAAAUGGCAAGAUUUCGUCAGGAAUCGCCGUCGCGAAACGCUCUUCUGUUUCGCCGGAGCGCCUCGCGCCGGGAUUGAGAACGAUUUCAGGGGGUUGCUUCUCCGUCACUGCGAGGAGUCGCGUGGAGCUUGCCGGACGGUGGAUUGCACCGGAGGAAAAUGCUCGAACGGCUCGUCGGCGAUUCUGGAGACGUUUCUCGGCUCUGAUUUCUGCUUGCAGCCUCGAGGAGAUAGUUUCACUCGCCGGUCGAUUUUCGACUGCAUGUUAGCCGGUUCGAUUCCGGUUUUCUUCUGGCGCCGAACCGCUUACAUGCAGUAUCAGUGGUUUUUACCGAACGAACCGGAUAGUUACUCGGUUUUUAUUGACCGGAACGAGGUGAAAAACGGGACGACGUCUAUAAGGGAAGUGUUGGAACGGUACAGCAAAGAGGAUGUGAGGAGGAUGAGAGAAAGAGUGAUCGAUUUGAUACCGAAUUUGGUGUACGCGAAGUCUCCACACGGGUUAGAGACUUUCAAAGACGCAUUCGAUGUGGCGAUAGAUGGAGUAUUUAGGAGAUUCAAGGAGCAAGAGAAUUGGUAUAAAUGGAGAUGAGGAGGAAGAUGAUCACGUCAAAUGAUUAUUUAUUUAUUAAUAAGGGUUUUUGGAGAUUUUAGCUACGGUAAAGUUAUGAUUACACUGUAAAUUUAAGAUUUUUGUUGAGAGAUUAAUAAGUUGGUUAGUUGAAUUUUGUUAUUACACUUCAUGGAGUAGUCAAAAAUACUUGUUCUAUAUGUGUGGAGUUCUCAUUUAUAAAUUUUCUUUUGGAGACAAUGAGUAUAGUUUCUUGGUUCGUAUCUACGUCUGCAGUGGUUGGAUAUAAAAGACCCUGUUUCGAAAAAAGCCUUCAACAAAAAUUAAGCUUUCCUCACAUAUUCACAUCUUUAGCACAAAGAUGGAAAGAGCAAACGAAAAAGUUCCUCAUCAUGGAAGACUCUUCGUCAUACGAGAUUACUUGACCUGGUUGACUCAAAGCAGCUUGAGCCUGAAUCAGAAAAAUUCAGACUUUAUGAAGACCAAGUCAAAUCUGUUGAGAGAUAGACAGAGAGAAAGAGAGGAUCAGUGCCUUUACAAUCUCAGAUAACUUUUCAGCAGGAACAUACUGAAAAUCCACAAGCAGUCCAAGCGGUUUUGUUGAAACUCAGGAGGUUGGUACACAUGGACGCUAUUAUACAGAACACAUGAUCGAGCAUGGUCCAAAGUAAUUUCCUACAUCUUUGAAGAAAUACCCUUACCAAGAAUCUUUGGGCUAAUUAGGUAGGUGGGAAGUGAAGUGAAAAUGGA
Eutrema salsugineum is the source of this 2460-nucleotide messenger RNA. Its product is annotated as xyloglucan galactosyltransferase XLT2. Gene Ontology annotation, biological process: xyloglucan biosynthetic process. The transcript has a single exon. Lineage: Eukaryota; Viridiplantae; Streptophyta; Magnoliopsida; Brassicales; Brassicaceae. The record is from RefSeq and is a predicted model, not a curated record. The coding region runs from base 187 to 1731 and encodes 514 amino acids. Gene Ontology annotation, molecular function: galactosyltransferase activity.